CCCACUCAUUCUGAGUUUGUAUGUGGAUUAUACUUCACCAUCGGCGCCCGAGGUACGGACUUCAGAGAAACUGGUUUGACACGGUUUGAUUAGUGAACAUGAUGGAUCCGACAGUGGUUGGCAUUAUUGGACAUUCUUAUGUGAAGCGCUUAGAACGAUUUUUAUUGCAAAACCCAGUGUAUAAGAACUUGUCUUUGAAUGAAGAUCUGUACAAAGUUUAUUUUCGAGGUCAGGGAGGUUUGACAGUCCGCAGUCUGUCCAACUCGCCGAAACUGUGCACCUUUACCUCAGUUCCUACAGUGUGUUUUUUGGAUAUCGGGGGAAAUGAUGCUACAACUCGUGCAGCGCAUGUUAUUGCUCAGGACAUUGUUUCAUACGCAAAUUAUCUUGUGCAUGGACUUGGUGUGGUAAACGUUUUAAUAGGCCAGCUUCUACGCCGCGACCCACGGAAAUCCCCGGUGGGUUAUAACGACGAAGUUUUAAAAAUAAACACACACUUAGAACAAUUAACCUCUGGGCUUCAUCAUGUUCAUUUUUGGAAACAUAGAGGAUUUUGGGCAGACUUGUCAUACCUGGGGCGCGAUGGGGUCCACUUGCGGGUUGAAAGUGAUGCAAAUUCUCCGGCACCAAUGGUGAAAUACAUGAGGAGCAUCAAAUAUGCUGUGCAUAAUAGUAUGCAGAAAAUAAAGGCCAGUUGUUAUUGAAUUGUUAAAAUUUCUGUUGAAAUGAA
Saccostrea echinata is the source of this 730-nucleotide messenger RNA. RefSeq lists its product as uncharacterized. Bases 99 to 704 code for a protein of 201 amino acids. Lineage: Eukaryota; Metazoa; Mollusca; Bivalvia; Ostreida; Ostreidae. The record is from RefSeq and is a predicted model, not a curated record. The transcript has a single exon.